AUGAUCAGCCCAAGCCGCGAGGGAAGCAGGCUUGCCAGGCGAGCCCGCUGCGACUUCAACGAUGCGGCGGGCGCCUUGAAUUGGCUUGCGAACCGGCAGGACACCGGCGCCAAGCCGAAUUUUGACCAGCAGAGGGUGCACGCGCGGAUCAUCGACCUCGUGGCGGACAGCAUGCCGCCCUUGGAGACCGCGAUCCCCUCGCCGCGGGCGGCCUUCAACGAGCUGCUGCACGGCCGGGGUGUCUACGACGAGUCGGCCGGACGGAACAUCGGGCGUCUUCGCAACGUGGGGCAGAUAUCCUUGCCUAAGACCGCGGUGGAGGGACCGCGGCUGAUUCAGAUCGCACCUGCCCAUGCACGCCAGCACCUCGAGGACGGUUCUUCUCGGAUGCUCGUGCCAAGCGACGAAUUUGAUCAUCGACUCGAUAGUUGCGAUGUGAUCCCGCACUGGGAUCCCUCUCUUGCGCGCAACAGGAGGCUGCACAUGCGAUUCAUCAGGCUGCUCAGACCGAAGGGGAUGUUUGUCUUCCUAGACGAGUCCGAGCGGCGCGAGGAGGUCGGAGUUUCCGCUGCCAAGAAGAGCGACCAGCUCCGCAUGAUCCUGUCGGGCUACUUCUGCACGCGGCCGGUGCUCGCCGGAGAGGUGGGGCUGGCCGGCACCGGGCUGGGCGGCCGUCGUCUGGAGGCCGACGCCCGGCUGGUGCCGGCCUGCGCUGCGCUGCCCAUGGGCUUCACCUGGUCGCUGUUCUUCUGCCAGGAAGCGGGGGGGUCGAUGAUGAGCGACACUCCCGAGCUUGCAGGGGUCCCCCAGAUAAGUGACCGGGGCCCCACCGCGGUGCUGCAGCCGGCCAGGCCGUUGGACCAUGGCGGAGGAGCGCAGUACACCUACGUCGACAACCUGGGCGUCAUGGGCUUUGACGCCGCCGCGGUGGCGGACUGCCUGGGCGCCACCACGACCCGGUUCAAUCAGGCCGGGCUCGCGCUGAGCACUCGCCUCACGGCGAAGCGCUACUGGCGGGUGAGGCAAGGGCUCAGCUGGGCCCUCAGCUGCCGGGCUCUUCCUGGCUGGGCUCGGGAGGUGGUGAUCGGGCAUUACACGUACUGCGCCAUGUGCAACCGCGACUUGCUGCCUGCGUUCACCGCCGUCUACAAGUUCAUCGCUGCGAACUACAGCCAGGGCGCCGCGCUGUGGGCUAGCGCCCGCGCGGAGCUCGUGGCCUUUCGAGGGCUGAUGCCGCUGCUGCGUGGCGACUGGGCCCUCCCCUGGAGCGAGUUGGCGUGCCUGUCCGACGCCUCGGAGCAUGGGAGCGAUCGCUUCCGGCGCCUGGGCGGCCACUCGGCGCGUGCCCACUUCUUCGCCGUGAAUAGGAAUGCCAUGACCCUCGGCGGGGCUCUCAAGCCGGUGUCCGAGCUGGAAGAGGGAGACGCCGUCGCGGGCGAUGCCGAGUGGGGUGUGAAUCCAGCUUUCGAGGAGAUGCCGGCGGGGAUCUUCAUGGGCGCCCUCUGGGCUGUGGCGCUAUGCCUGGCCCUGAACAAGCGGCUGCAUGCACGGUGGGUUCCCAGCGAGCUCAACCCAAAGCACAUGAGCAUCAUCAUAAAGCACAUGAGCGCCAUCGUACAGCACAUGAAGCGGAACAUCAUCGAGCACAUGAAGCAGAGCAUCACAGAGCACAUGAACCGCGGCCUCUUCGGGCCCAUGGCGCAGGACUUCCAGCAGCAGCCACAACUAGCAGAGCACCGUGGCCACGCUCGGCUCGAAGCACUUCUCCUGCGGCAGGGGCCGUGGCAGCUCCCGCCGCAGGCGCCCAGGGCUCGGCGCGCGCUGAUGAGUCAGCGCCAGCGGCGGCUGCGGCCAGACAGCGACGACGGCGCGCCCGCGCCCGAGAGGCCCGAGCGGCGUGCCGAACGCUCGCGGGCCUUGUCGCCGAGCGUGCUGCCCCCGCCGCUGGCCCCUCCGCCGGGGGCAGCCUCCGCGCUGCAGCGGCGCCGGGCGCUGGGGCCUCCGCUGGGCCUGGCGGCGCGGCUGCUGAGGCCGCCGCCGAUCGCGCGGGCAGAGGGCAAGGAGAGCGGCGCCACGACCGACCCAGAGGACGAGAAGAAGGCGUCAAGCCGGCUCGUCGUGGACAGCGAGGUGGACGCUGCACUCGUGCACUACAUAAACGGGCUGUUCAAGGAAAAGCAUGGGGAGAACCGUGGCGAUGUCCUGCUGUCUGCACUCCUGCACUUCCAGCCACAGUAUGGCAAGCUUGGCAGCUGGCGCCUCCCCCGGGCCUGGCGCGCCCUGAAAGGGUGGCGACGCCGUUGUGGGAGGCGCUCACGCAAUCCCGUCGUGAGGACGAUUUGGCCAGCGGUGACCUGGGACCUUUGUUGCAGGGGGCUCAAGCUGAUGGGGCCCCACGUGGCCGGGAACAUCGUGACGCAUCGCAGGCCCAGCGAGCCCUUGACCACCCAGCGCCGCGACCUGGUCAAGCCAGUGAAGGGCGGCGCGGACGAGUGGUCGGGGAUCUUGUUCCCAGGCAGCCGCGCCGCCCCCCGCAGGAACGAGAUGCAGGACGAGGGCAUGAGCCUGGCCAACAAGCUGCACCCAUGGCUGCCGCGAGUGGUCUCAUCGCUUGCGCCAGGUGCCCCAGAGUCCAGGCUGUCCCCGCACAGCUAUCCAGAGCUUGUGGCCGAGUUCAACCGCACACAAGCGAGGCUGGGGCACCGCUCGCUGGUACUCUACCAGGGGCGCCACUCGGGGGCGUCGCUGGACCUGCAAGGACGCCACCGCGACCACCUCGAGUUCAAGAAACAAGGAGGGUGGCAGUGCGAGUCGUCCCUGAAGCGGUACGAGAACGCUGCCAGAUCGAACCCGUCCGCCUCGAAGCUGAUGCCUGCCCACGCGGCCCAGUUCAAGAAGGCCGACGCCCAGCUCGAGGCGCUCUCCUUCGGCCGCGUGGCCGCCCAGCCCUUCGUGCCUCUGUGCUAUGCGGCCAGGCUGUGGGAUCUCAAGUAUGGCGAAAUCUCGACCUUCCAGACUACCGUGUACUUCGUGCGAUUGAAAAAGACGCUUCUGCUGGGCUCAUCCUUGGAGCCGCGCUG
Prorocentrum cordatum is the source of this 3080-nucleotide messenger RNA. Lineage: Eukaryota; Dinophyceae; Prorocentrales; Prorocentraceae. The record is from the annotation of a GenBank genome assembly.